Molecule: messenger RNA, 1506 nt
Organism: Aedes aegypti (yellow fever mosquito)
Lineage: Eukaryota; Metazoa; Arthropoda; Insecta; Diptera; Culicidae
Product: mitochondrial inner membrane protein COX18
Exons: 5
Coding region: 403-1419 (338 amino acids)
Biological process (GO): mitochondrial respiratory chain complex IV assembly; protein insertion into mitochondrial inner membrane from matrix
Cellular component (GO): mitochondrial inner membrane
Molecular function (GO): membrane insertase activity
Source: RefSeq, a predicted model, not a curated record
GAAAAUCUGUAGCAAAACAAAACAGUUGAGAGGUUUCUCAGUACAAAGUUGAUUACAGUGAGUGGCAAUCUGCAUCGCAGUUGAAUCAUCGUUAUCAGAUCAAAAUCUGUGCCGCGCCGCUUGACAAUAGAAAAUGAUCCAAUACGUGCUCUUGGUGUCGCUCUGCCUGCUGGUGCUGAGUGCGGACCGGGCGGACGCUUCUUCCGGUAUGGGCUUUGCCGACACGGUUGCACUAAUUCUUGGCCUCGCCCUAGGUACCGUCGGGAUCCUGGCCUGCCUCGGACGCUAUGCUCGCCGGCUCCGUGCCGAACAGUUCUAAUCUAUAAUCCACCAGUCAAUCACGUCAACCGGAAGGUUUCUUAGGUUUAAGGGGUUAGAUUGUAAGUAAGUUAGUUUAUAGUUAUGAGUAUCCUCCGGUUAUCUACGAGGCCGGUGGCGAUUGGCGCAAGGUUCCUAGGAGGAAUCCGACCAGAUCUGGGAUGGUAUCCAGAAAGAAGCGAGACGAGGAGAUGCCUCUCGAUGGACAGUUCCGUGGCUGGAUUGUGGGGCUCGCUUUCCAACAGUACUCCGGUGGCAUACUGCCAGCAGGCCCUAGUGGAUCUGCAUGACCUCAGCGGGCUGCCUUGGUGGGCGUCAAUCAUUCUAUCCACCGUGUUGGUCCGGACCGUGGUGACAAUGCCGCUGGCCAUCUAUCAGAACAAAAUUGUGGCCCGGCUGGAGAAAAUUUCGCUCGAGAUGCCUGAAAUAGUGAAGCAGCUAAAAAUGGAAACAGCCGUUGCGAUGAAAAAGUUCCACUGGAGCGAGAAGGAGGCCCGGAUCAUGUACAAUCAUUCGCUUAAAAAGCAGUGGAAUAAUCUAGUCGUGCGAGAAAACUGCCAUCCAGCCAAAACCAUGAUCCUUCUUUGGGGACAAAUCCCACUGUGGGUUAUGAUGUCGGUGUCGAUACGAAAUAUGGUGCACAUGCUGCCGGAUCCCAGUUCGAUUGAAGCUCAAAUAACAUUCACCGAACUGACCCUCGGCGGGUUCGGUUGGAUUCCCAAUCUGACCGAAGUGGACCAAUCACUGAUUCUUCCGGUGGCUAUGGGAUUGAUCAACCUAACGAUCAUUGAGAUCCAAAACCUUGUUCGAACACGUGAGCCUUCAAGGUUGCAGAAAAUCUUCACCAACAUGUUCAGAGGUUUGAGCGUUCUGAUGAUACCCGUUGCUGCCACGGUUCCAUCGUCCCUCUGUCUAUACUGGGUCACCUCGAGCGCCUGUGGCCUGGGUCAGAACCUGCUGCUGAUGUCGCCCCGCUUCAAACGACUAGUUGGAGUCCCACAAGUUCCCUCGGAAAUCGCCCGGCCUUAUCAGCACAUUAAGGCAACAUUUUCCACUAGAAUCGACGGUCUAUUGGCUAAGGUAGGUUUAGGUCCCAAAUGAUACAAAAAAGAGUUGUGAAGCUCCGCAUCUUAUUGAAUUGUGUGUAAAAUAGUAAAAAAAAGUUAUUUUAUUCUUGUAAAACGGUAA